AUGCCGUCCGGGCCGCUGUGCGGGACCUCCUCCUCCUCGCAACCUCCGCCAAACUCAUCGGCAUCUUCCUGGGCUGCGCCUGAUGUUGCCCUUCCCUCCCAACCCAAUCCCCCUUUCCUAGCCCAACCCCCACCUGCUCCACCUGCCUCUCCUCCUCCAAAUCCUUACCUCACCCAUCCCCUGGUAACAUUAGGUCGGAUUUCAGUCGACCUGGCCAACCUCCUGACCGAAAUCAAGUAUAACACUGGUAAGGUCAGGAGGAAUGUCACCAAGGCCAGGUUACUGACAGCCCAGGAGAUGUCCGACGUCAUCGAGGAGGCAGAGGACCGAGCUGCGAGGAGGGAAGCACAAGCUCUGGCCAGGGCUGACAGUGAGCAGCAGCGGGCCAAAGACAGGUGCUCGGCAGCCACUUCCUCCACCCUGUCUGGCGGCUCCCGCCCCAGCCGCAGAAGGCAGGUGUCCCUCGGGGUGCCUUCCGCCUCCAGCUCCGGCCUUUCCAUCGCCGGUCCCUCAACCCACUCUGCCCCCUCUUGUGCCUCCCACGGUCCCUGGCUGCCUGCCAGCACAACAUCACUACAGAGCCUGCCUGCGGAGGAACACGGCCACCUUCCUCCACCUGCUGCCUCCAAACCUGCAGACGCCGGACCAUCAUCCAGCUCCUCGUCUGCUGGACCCACGACAUCCACCGCGGUAGUAUACUUCAUGUUAACUUUCUUUGAAUUCCAACCCAUGAAAAUCUGAUCUUUUUUUUUUUGUUCAAAGUUGUUGUUUUCUAUUCUGUGAAUAGGUCACACUCCUGAAGACGUGGAGACAACAGUUUGGGAGUCUGGCCGGUGCAGGGAACCUGACCCUCCCGAAAGCGCGGAGGGAUUGGUGUCGUGGGUCCAGUGUGA
This is a messenger RNA of Hypomesus transpacificus, 893 nucleotides long. RefSeq names its product synapsin-like. The transcript is spliced from 2 exons. Bases 1 to 741 code for a protein of 246 amino acids. Lineage: Eukaryota; Metazoa; Chordata; Actinopteri; Osmeriformes; Osmeridae. The record is from RefSeq and is a predicted model, not a curated record.